AUGAGGAGCAUCAAGUCAGUUGUAGUAGGGGAUGGAGGAGUAGGUAAAACCUGCCUUUUAAUAUCAUACACCACAAACACAUUUCCUGAUGAUUACAUUCCAACAGUAUUUGACAACUACUCGGCAUCAGUAUUGAUUGAUGGUGAACCCAUUAAGUUGGGCUUAUGGGAUACAGCAGGCCAGUCUGAGUACGAUAGAUUGAGACCAUUAUCUUAUCCACAAACUGAAAUUUUCUUGUGUUGUUUUUCAGUAGUGAGUCCUGAUUCAUUCGAAAAUAUCAAGUUGAAAUGGAUACCCGAGAUCCAUCAUCAUUGUCCAAAGGAUAUAUUGAUAUUGCUUAUUGGCACAAAGACAGAUUUGCGAGAUGAUCCUCAUGUAUUGGACGAAUUGAGUGCCAAAGGUUUGAAACCAGUAACUGAAGACCAAGGUAUCAAGUUGGCUAAAGAUAUCGGCGCUGUCAAGUAUAUGGAAUGCUCUGCAGCCACGCAAAACGGUGUUAAAGAGAUAUUUGAUUUUGCUAUACGAGCAGUAUUGGAUCCCCCAACAGACUCCAAUAAUAAGGAUUACUUCAGCACCAACAGUAUUAGUGGGUCCACCUUAAAUAAUGGGUCUGAGAAGGACAACUCAGGUAAGGGAUUUUCACAGCGUAAGUUUACUGGUGGAAGUGGAAAUGGCAAUUCCGGCAGUGGCGGGGCUGGCGCAAGUAAUUCACAAGGAAAGAGAAGGAAAAUUAAGAAGGCAAAGAAGUGUACGAUAUUGUAA
Messenger RNA from Lodderomyces theae, 762 nucleotides. RefSeq names its product Rho family GTPase (gene RAC1). The coding region runs from base 1 to 762 and encodes 253 amino acids. Gene Ontology annotation, molecular function: GTPase activity; protein kinase binding; GTP binding. Gene Ontology annotation, cellular component: cytoskeleton; plasma membrane; cytoplasmic vesicle. The record is from RefSeq and is a predicted model, not a curated record. Gene Ontology annotation, biological process: establishment or maintenance of cell polarity; regulation of cell shape; small GTPase-mediated signal transduction. NCBI's taxonomy places the organism in Eukaryota, Fungi, Ascomycota, Pichiomycetes, Serinales, Debaryomycetaceae. The transcript has a single exon.